AUGGGAAAUAAUAAUGUCUGUCUAGCUGAAAUACCUGUCAAUGGAACUCAUCACACCACCCCUAAAUCUUAAUCAAAAUGGAAAAGGGAAGACCUAAGAUCUGGCUCUUGCAUCUAAACACUUGUUGAAAAAGAAAACAGUACAGAUUUCUUCGCUCAUUUCCAAUGUGGUUAAGCAUUGCCUCAAUAUCGCAAUAAGUUAGCACAAUCAAGAUGGUAGGAGGCUCUCAAUAGCCUAAACACGAUAAACGAUUCAUAACAAACUAUUAAUUCGUUACUUGAUAGACCUGAAUUUAAAGAACUAGUUUUAUUAGGCCCACCUAAGCAAUUUAGAUGGCUCUGUUGGAUGAAUUUGUUAACUAAAUCCCAAUCUCGUAUUGGUUAUGAAAAGUAUUUGGAAAAUCCACCAACAGACAUAGACAAUAUUAUCAACGAUAUCAAUCGCACACUUGUAGAUUAUGCCUUAUUUAAGCAUCGAAGUUGCGGAUAGGAUCAAUUAAAAAGAAUUCUCUGUGCUAUCUCUAAUGCUUUACCAUCUAUGGGAUAUUGUUAAGGCAUGAAUUUCAUUUGUGCUGUUCUACUUAUUGUCUCUGGUUGUGAUGAACAUCAGGUAUUUUAAGCCUUUAUGUAAAUGCUUAUAAAUGACCAACAUCUUCUGUGUUUUGCUUUCUCCGACGAUAUGCCCCUUCACUUUUUUUUGACGAACUUGGUACAUCAUCAAAUUAGAAGCAAAUUUCCUUAUCUUAACUUAGGUGAUAUCAGUGAUUCAUUUUGGUUAAGCAAGAUGAUUUUAUCUCUUUUCACUUAUGUAUUCAAAAUGGAAGACUGCAUAAGAUGUUGGGACUAUUUGAUGGUUCGUGGAAUGAUACGUGGAAUUCCUGAAUUAAUACUAGCAUAUAUAGAUGCUACAUACACUUAAUUAUCGAAAUUCAAGGAGGAAGAUUUUGCUUAGAAUUUCAAAAACCCUGAAACUACAACACUCUAAUUUAAUGUUGGCGAACUCAUAUAUCUGGCCAAGUCUAAUCAUAGUUUAGACAGAUCAUUUAUAGCCAAGUUCGCUAAGAAAAUGAGAGAUAAGAAUGCUCCUUCGUAAUUAUUAGACCUUUUACAAUAUUACAACAAUCCUCAACUCUAUAAGAAACAUGUAUCAUUUUAUAUUAACACUAUUUUUUAUUGA
Molecule: messenger RNA, 1176 nt
Organism: Paramecium octaurelia
Lineage: Eukaryota; Ciliophora; Oligohymenophorea; Peniculida; Parameciidae
Source: the annotation of a GenBank genome assembly